Messenger RNA from Bemisia tabaci, 1597 nucleotides. RefSeq names its product ubiquitin domain-containing protein 1. NCBI's taxonomy places the organism in Eukaryota, Metazoa, Arthropoda, Insecta, Hemiptera, Aleyrodidae. The record is from RefSeq and is a predicted model, not a curated record. Gene Ontology annotation, molecular function: protein binding.
UUCUCAGCAGAGCAGAUGGCGUAUUGCAGUCACAGGUCUCUUUGUUUUUUUUUCAAUUUGUUAAGAUUAUUUCUGGUCGUGCCUCUGUCCUGAGGCCGUAUAUCUUAUCGUAAAUUUCUCGAGUGUCCACGUAGUUCCGGUUUUUUAACUUAGUUCUUAAAUCUAAUGUAUUUUAAGUCAGUUCUCAGUUGUCCCAAUCCCAAGUCUAUCCUAACCUAGCUCACCCUGAGCUCUUGAAUAUAAUUUCCUCCUUUCUAGUAAUUUUAUCCAAUCUAGGGUGAUCCGUCGCUAUCCGGUGCUAUUAUUUCAUUUCUACUUUGCUCAUUAUGAAGUUAAUCGGGGCGAAUAUUAAUUUUAGUGUUCUCCUCGGAAAUGAUGUUCUGUGAUAAGUACUUUCAUGAGCGAUAAUGAUUCUCAGCAUGGCUCAAGUAGGUUUUCAAGCCUACUCCUAGCUAGCUUUUGUCGCUCUUCAAAUGUAUGUCUACAAUGCCGCUGAAAUUCACUCAUUACAAUGGGAGGAUGCAUUGGAAUUAACCGCAAUGGCAGAGGAAGAAGCGACGAUUCUCCAGAGCAUGACUUGAGAACAACCCAAUCAGGACGAUCAAGAAAGAAUCACCCAUUAUGCGUGGAAAUAAUAAGGUGGAAAAGUGAUGUACCACUCACAGAAGGUCAACUGCGUAGUAAACGAGAUGAGUUUUGGGACACUGCCCCUGCAUUUGAAGGCCGAAAGGAAAUAUGGGAUGCACUUCGUGCCGCUGCAGUUGCUGCAGAGGCAUCAGAUUUUCAGUUAGCACAGGCUAUACUUGACGGUGCUAAUAUUUCAGUACCUAAUGGUUAUUUAACAGAAUGUUACGAUGAAUUAGGAACAUGCUAUCAGGUGCCAGUUUACUGUCUUUCAUAUCCAAUCAAUAUUGUUAAGGAAAACAGUGGUAGAGAUUCGCCGCCCGAUAUAUCAGAAGCCACAGAGGGAGGGUCAGAAAUGGUACUUAAGCUUCGACUUUCCAGUAGCUGCCAAGAUGUAAAACUUCCAGUUCUUACGCGUGAUACAAUAGGUUAUGUCAAGAAAAAACUACAGAGUCAAGAAGGUAUCGAGCCUUCUCGCCAGCGGUGGUUUUUUGGUGGCAAACUACUUGGUGACAAGCUUCAUUUAGACGAAAUCAAAAUCCAGCCAGGAUAUGUUAUUCAAGUAAUCGUCAAUCAAGAACCGACCACAAGUUGAGUGGAACAGGUAAAUGAUGAAGCGCACAAUUAAUACGAUGUUAUUUUUGAACAACAUACUGCUAUACUUACUUAUUUUUAUUAUUUAUUAUGUUGCAAUCUUAGAAUAAAUUAAAUUUGACUAUGUCAGAACAAUAUUCAGAUAAGAAGUUAUUUUUGUACAUUUUGGUCACUGUUAAAGUGCGUCUUAACUCUAAACAUAUACCAGCUUUCAAGAAGAGCAAAAUGAAGAUUGAAAAUAAUCGUCAGUGAAACAUAAUUUUAUACUUCGACAGUAUUUAAUUUACUCUCUAUUAAGAUUACUUUAUAUCAUAGGUUAGUCAUUAAUUUUUGUUACACUCUUCUUUACCUUUCCGAAAAUAUACUGAUCAACAAAGUU